Triticum dicoccoides is the source of this 3037-nucleotide messenger RNA. RefSeq names its product protein Rf1, mitochondrial-like. The coding region runs from base 220 to 1167 and encodes 315 amino acids. Lineage: Eukaryota; Viridiplantae; Streptophyta; Magnoliopsida; Poales; Poaceae. The transcript is spliced from 2 exons. The record is from RefSeq and is a predicted model, not a curated record. Gene Ontology annotation, molecular function: mRNA binding; protein binding.
UCGACCACUCCUACACGACGACGCCAUCUCUUUCUCAUGGUGAUUUGGAUUUCGAUCCGAGGCCGGAUCUUCCUCAAGUGGAGGCUCCUCCCAUGGUGAAAGAUCGGGCUAUAGGAUUCCUACCCUACAUCACAUUUGGUACAGCGGAGGCUCCUCUCAGUCGCGCACCUCUCGCCACUCCCACUCCACCAGCGCGAACACGAAGGCCGUGCCAGUCCCAUGGCUCGCCUCUGCUACACCACGCCCAUGCCGCACCUCCGCCGCUGCUGCUCCUCUUCCACCUCGCCGCCUUCACGCCACUGGGACCCCCGACCCGCCUUUGCCGCGGCCACGGAGCGCGUCCGCGCCGGGACGCUCAACCCUGAAGACGCACACCACCUGUUUGACGAAUUGCUACUGCGGGCCAACCCCAUCCCCGAGCGUUCCUUCAACGACUUCCUUGCCGCGCUCGCCCGGGCUCUGUCCUCCGCUGCUCUCAGAGAUGGACACUCCCUUGCUCUCGGCAUCUUCAACCGCGUCUGCCGAGAAGAAGCAGGGCCGUGCGUGACGCCAUCCACAGUCUGCACCUACAACAUCCUCAUGGACAGUUGCUGUCGUGCAUGCCACCCGAACCUAGGCCCUGCUUUCUUCGGCCGCUUCCUCAGGACGGGCCUCAAGGCAGACCAGAUCAUCGCCAUCAACCUCCUCAAGUGCCUCUGCCACGCAAAACGGAAGGAUGAGGCUGUCAACAUGCUGCUUCAUAGGAUGUCUGAGUUCGGUUGUGUGCCUGAUGCCAUCUCAUACUCCAUAGUACUUAAGAGCUUAUGUGACGAUAGCAGGAGCCAGCAAGCGCUCGAUCUGCUCCAGAUGGUAAGGAAAGGAGGUGCCUGCUCCCUCGAUGUGGUGGCAUAUAGCACAGUCAUCCGCAGCUUCUUUAAGGAGGGUGAAGUAAGUAAGGCAUGCAAUCUAUUCCAUGAAAUGGUGCAACAAGGGAUUGUGCCUAAUGUGGUGACAUAUAGCUUGAUUAUUGAUGCCUUGUGCAAGGUCAGGGCAAUGGACAAGGCAAAGCUGGUCCUUCAGCAGAUGGUUGAUAAUGGUGUUCGACCAAAUAUGUAUACAUGCAUGGAACUCAUUCAUGUACUCCCUUUGCAAGAAUGGAGGAAGCAAAGAAGCUGCAGAAUUUUUUGACUCCAUGACCUCCAAGGGCCUCAAACCUAAUAUCGUCGUGUACUCUACUCUUCUUCACGGGAACAAAGAGUGAGUCCUAAUGUAUUCACCUAUGCAAUUGUAACAGCUGCACUUUGCAGAAUGGGCAGGCUGUCUGAUGCAAUGGACAAACUAAAUGAGAUGAUUGCAAUGGGAUUACAACCGAACAAGGUUGUUUAUCAUUCUCUAAUUCAGGGUUUUUGUACACAUGGUGAUUUGGUGAAAGCAAAGGCCUUGGUUUCUGAAAUGAUGAACAAAGGUAUUCCUCGUCCAAACAUUGUGUUCUUCAGCUCAGUAAUAAACAGUCUAUGCAAGGAAGGAAGGGUUACCGAGGCACACGAUAUCUUCGACUUGGCUAUAAACAUUGGCGAGAGGCCUAACGUUAUUACAUUUAGUUCACUGAUUGACGGAUAUUGUUUAGCCGGGAAGAUGGAUAAAGCAUUCGGAGUACUAGAUGCUAACACUUUUGAGUAUUUCAAGGAAAAUAUGUGCAAGAGAAUAAGUAGAUGGAAGUAGAAAAGUCUCUCUAAAGCAGGAAAGAAAAUCUUGGUGAAAGCGGUAGCACAAGCAAUGUCUGACUUACACCAUGCCAUGUUUUUGAUCUAAUAAAAAGCUUUUGUGAUCAGCUUAGCACUAUGAUAGAAACAUACUAGGGGUGCCAGCAAGAGCAUGAGCUUUAAAUUCUUUGGCUUAGUUGGCGAAAAAUGUCAAGGCCAAAAGAAAGUGGAUGCCUUGGCUUUUGUCUCUCCAGCUCUUCAACAUUACCAUGCUAGCUAGAAAAGGAUGACAGUUACUGCAGGCAACAGAGUUUCCUAUGGGCGUUCCUUUCCAAAACACACAUGUUCUACAUGGAGACUCAACCUAGGGUAUAUGUCGUACAGCUGGCUAAGUAUUCUGAAUGGUUGCAACCAACUCCUGGUUGCCACUUUAUGCUCACCUAGGUCGGUGUAGAUUGGCACAGGAUGCUCUGCUUCCUUGUCGGUGCCCUCCAUGAUCACCCUGCAAAAUUUCAGAGGAAAAGCAUGUCAGAGAGGCUAGACUUAUCGUUGAUUCAAUGUUGUCAGGUAACAUGUUGUUUAUCCUUUGUGUUUUGGCUUGGCUAGGUGGAUGCACGUGCCCUCCUACUGUUUAAAAGAAGGAAGGUGUAUGGUCUAUAUAGAUCAGAGCCCUUACAUUUAAAGAAAAAUUAGGCUUCAGUGCAAAUUUAUGCUAGAUACUCAAUAAGCAUAAAAAUAAUAAAUUACAGCCACAGCUAGCUGAAACUCUCCAGCAUUUCUAGGUUCAUGAGCUUGAUGAUUAGUUGUUUGACUCUUUUUAUUGGCAACCAAGAAGUGCAUGUAGUUCUCUCUUCCAACAAACUUACAUCUGGGCCCCAUGCACAUGUUACCGGAGUGGCCGUUACAGCUAUAUGCCAACCCCCAACAUACACACUCAGAGAAUUGAUUUUCAUUUCACAUUGCCUAAGUGACUUUAACCUCCGAAUAGUCACUCUUAAGAAAAGUUCUUGAUUGUGGCCGGUUCAGUCAACGAAUCAGGACUAUACAAUGAACAACACCUAUGACUAAGAUCAAUAAUAUAAUGCUGUGCCUCGGUAGUAUGGAGAUGGCAUACAAACUGGCGGAAUUAUCAUCCUUCUACUGGCUCAAGAACGUUUUUAUUUCUAAUAAUUGACUAGAUGAUUGAAAGAGUAUUACUAGGUUUACCAAAAAAAUAGCUCCAUACUUGCUGAUGAUUACUCCCUCUAUUCUAAAUGUAGUGCACAUAAAAUUUCUUAGAAGUCAAACAUUGUUUAGUUUGACCAAGUUUAGUGAGAAAAUUAUCAACAAAAAUAAUACCAAAAUUUCUUUGAAUA